This is a messenger RNA of Moneuplotes crassus, 1535 nucleotides long. The record is from the annotation of a GenBank genome assembly. NCBI's taxonomy places the organism in Eukaryota, Ciliophora, Spirotrichea, Euplotida, Euplotidae.
GGCAGUGAUACAGAACAUGAAUGUGCCAAAAUUCUUAGUGAAUAAAUGGCUGAAUAUCCAAAACCCUCAGUCUAGGUUUGCUCAGCCUCAUUGUCAGAUCGACAAUCAAGAGGAUAUCUCCAUUUAUUCUGAGUCUAGUAUGUCAAAGAUAUCAUCAAUGAACCUUCGUAAGAGUUCGUUUGUCUCUCUAAAGAAGAAUAAUAAGGACAAAAAAGAGCGCUUGGCAAUAAAAAUUAGCGGUUUAUCUAUUACUCUUGGCAUAAACGAAAACGCCUUGACGUGUAAAUAACCAAGAAAAAGCUAGAAGCAAAUUUUUCCAAAAUACACAGGGCAAUAAUACGACACUAAAGCCACCUGAAGAGCAAGAAAUAAAACUGAGUGAAGAAUCUCAGCAAAGCCCCUUUAAAGAUGUGAACCGAGAUGCCUGUAAAAGGCCUAGCUUGUUCGAGUAUCCUAUCUUUGAGUUCGGCAAAUCUGAAGACAAGUCUUCAGUGUCCGGUGAUAACACAAAGGAAGAUGAAUAUUUAGAAAAUAUUGAAGAAGAGCAAGGCCAACAGCCAAGAAUUAAUGUCCUUGAUGGAGAACCUCAGAAAAUUUUGGAGAAAAAUGAGCAGGAAGUUUCUAUCUUCUCUGAAAAAGACCAACCGAAAUCUAUUCAUAUCAGUACUAGAAGUAUUGAUUCUCAGGACGAAAUUUGACCGAAAAUAGAAUUUGUGAAAAUAACACAAAAGGAAAAUACUACAGCCAAGAAAUUAUCCAGAGAGCAGAAAUUAAAUCAGAUAUGUCAAAAUAACUGCGAUGCCGAUUUAUUCCGUAAUGAAAGGAUAAACAAUGUUGCUAAUUCCUUUCUUCCGACUAAUCCUGUGCUCAGUGCUAUCCAGAACCGUACUGCUAAGAAGCAGCAGAGAAAGAUCCCUAUUAGCAUAAACACCUCUAAAAUAAAGGGAGGCAUCUUCCGUAGGAACAGGAUUAAGGAAGAGAAGGAUAAAACUCUUCAGCUACAGAUCUGAAAUUUUAAGAAAUAUGAAGAAAUCGCUAACAAUUUUGAGCUCAGGAAUUACAUCGCGAGGCAGAACAAGUUGCAAGCUGUACAGAUUAAAACAGCAAAUAGAGCGAAACGCGUUCAUAAUCAAAAUCUCGGCUUCAACCAUCCCAAAUCCAGGCGCAAAAGGAACAAAUUUAGGAGUAUUGAUGAUGCUAAGAAAUUCAAAAGAGCAAAGGCUAAGAAUAAUUUCCUCGCAGCGACACCUGAGCUGAUAAUAUCCUCAAAUACUCAGAACCUUAUGCCUUUGCCGAAGAUAAAGAAGGGGAGGAAUUUGGAGCAUUUCACUUCGAGCUAUAUUAAUCCUCUAAGUGUCUACAUAAAUAGGAAAAGAAGUAAACUGAAUUAUUUAAGCAAGUCUCGGCAUAACAGUUCGUUGAACCAUUCAAUCGACUCUAGGCACAGCUAUAAUGCAGAAGCAGGGGAAAACAACUUACAUAGUAUCUCUGUUCAGGGUUCUCAUAUUUCAUUUGUGGAUUGUAAGUAGGAGCUC